GGGUGGGUCUGCCCGGAAGGCGGAAGUGUGGUGACUUCCGGCCGGCGUGAUCUUGCGGGGCAAGCAUAUUUGUGUUUCUCAGGUAAAACAUGGCUAAGAGCUUACGGAGUAAGUGGAAAAGGAAGAUGCGUGCUGAAAAGAGAAAAAAGAAUGCCCCCAAAGAGCUCAGCAGGCUUAAAAGUAUUCUCAAGAUAGACAGUGAUGUUUUAAUGAAAGACGUUCAAGAGAUAGCAACUGUGGUGGAACCCAAACAUUGCCAAGAGAAAAUGCAAUGUGUGGUGAAAGAUGAAGAAGAUGACAUGAAAAUGGAGACUGAUAUUAAGAGAAACAAAAAGAGUCUUCUAGACCAGCAUGGACAGUACCCAAUAUGGAUGAACCAGAGGCAAAGAAAAAGGCUGAAGGCAAAGCGAGAGAAACGAAAAGGGAAAAGCAAAGCAAGAGCAGCGAAGGCAGCGAAGGGUUUGGCCUGGUAGAUUUCUAAAAACUUGGAAAAUGCCUUUGAUUAGAAUGUAUACACUGAUUUCAGCUCCCACCAAAUGAAAACUAUUUGUUUUUCAUACUUUAACUUCGCUUUUUUUCUUCAAUUCAAACCCAACAUUACUUCUCAUUUUGUUUGGGGAACAUGAAUAAAAUAUUUUCUUUGAUGAAUGAAAGCUAUACUGAUAUUCUAAUUGGAUGCUGCCCAGUAUCCAGGUAUUAUCAGACAUCAGAAUUCUGUCAAGUAUUAAUAUGGUUAUAAUUGUUCUUACAACUUGGUAACUACAGUCGGUAAAGAUAAAUAUAGUGACAAAUUUGAGUGAAUACAGAUUUAAAGCUAUUAUGUAAUCAUAUUUUAAAAAUAUAAUAU
This is a messenger RNA of Cynocephalus volans (Philippine flying lemur), 847 nucleotides long. RefSeq names its product LLP homolog, long-term synaptic facilitation factor (gene LLPH). Lineage: Eukaryota; Metazoa; Chordata; Mammalia; Dermoptera; Cynocephalidae. Gene Ontology annotation, molecular function: RNA binding. Gene Ontology annotation, cellular component: nucleolus. The coding region runs from base 90 to 473 and encodes 127 amino acids. The transcript is spliced from 3 exons. The record is from RefSeq and is a predicted model, not a curated record. Gene Ontology annotation, biological process: dendrite extension.